Argiope bruennichi is the source of this 6793-nucleotide messenger RNA. RefSeq names its product GDP-fucose protein O-fucosyltransferase 2-like. Gene Ontology annotation, molecular function: peptide-O-fucosyltransferase activity. The coding region runs from base 198 to 1493 and encodes 431 amino acids. Lineage: Eukaryota; Metazoa; Arthropoda; Arachnida; Araneae; Araneidae. The record is from RefSeq and is a predicted model, not a curated record. Gene Ontology annotation, biological process: protein O-linked glycosylation via fucose. The transcript is spliced from 7 exons.
UUUGUUUUGAGAGUUUCAAUCAAACUAGCGCAUGUGAUUUAAGCCAGUAAAAAACAUUUUUCAACUUCAUCUAAUGUAUACAUGAUUUAAUUUCAUUACAUUUUAUUCCAAUUUAAAACAAAUUAAGAUUCAUAAUACUGCCUACAUAAUUAAGUCGCUAGUUUAAUUAAUGUUAUAGCUUUAUUUAGAAAUUCCCAAUGAUCUUGAAAGUUGGAUUAAUCUUGUUAUUCUUAUUUUUUAAAUAUUCUUGUACUUCUGAAUUUUGUUCCGCUGAUGAAAAAGAUACCUCUUGUAAUCCGCCACCAUCACGUGGUUCACAUUAUAAACAGAAACGAUAUUUAUUAUAUGAUGUUAAUCCUGGUGAAGGUUUUAAUUUAAGAAGAGAUGUUUACAUGCGUAUUGCUACUGUUGUAAAACAGUUAAAUGACGAUAAGAAAACUGGUCAGUGGAUUUUGGUUCUACCUCCUUGGGGUCCUUUAUAUCAUUGGAAGUCUAAAAACCUUGGUUAUCAAGCUCAGAUAAAAUGGGACAAAUUCUUUGAUUUGGGUAGUUUGCAAAGUUAUGUCCCUGUUAUGGAACUAGAAGAUUUUCUAGAUGAAAAUGGGUAUAAAAUUGACUCUUUAUAUUACCUUCAACAUUAUGCUGAAGGUUGGAGUGACAGUGGUUGGGAAGAGCGCUUUGAUAUUAGAGAUUGCAUUGAACCACCUCCAUAUGAAAGAACACAAAAAGGUACAUAUACAGGAUGGUUUUGGGGCUAUGAUAUCAUAUUCGCCAAAGAAUUUCACUGUCUAUCCAUACAAGGUUACAGUAGUACAUUAAAGUCAUUUCUCAUGUCAUCCACAGCUAAAAUUGUUAUGGUAGAUAGAGCUGAGGUAAUUUUACAUAAUGCUUUUGGAAGCCCUGAAUAUUGGAUGGUUCGGCGUAGCAUGCAGUUUUCUAAGAAGUUAAUUGAAAUUGGUGAUACAUUUAGAAAAAUGUAUCUGAAUUCUACUGAUGAAAAUGAUAAAACAAAUAUACCUCAAAGCAUUUCUUCACCAAUAGAACGAAAAGCUAUUGGUGGACCUUAUGUUUCUGUGCAUCUUCGAAGACGAGACUUUGUGCAAGCUAGGCCAAAUGAUGUGCCAAGUAUUUCUUUUGCUUCUAAGCAAAUUUUGAAGCACAUGAAAAGACUCAAUCUUAAAUUGCUGUAUGUUGCUACAGAUGCUGCAGAAUCAGAAUUUGAAGAACUUCACCUGUAUAUACCUGGUGCUAUACGUUUCAAUCCAACUGAUCAAGUUAAGAAAGAUAUAUUAGAUGGUGGUGUAGCAAUUGUGGAUCAAUGGAUAUGUGCUCAUUCCAGGUUCUUCAUAGGGACUUAUGAAUCCACAUUUUCAUUUCGUAUUCAAGAAGAACGAGAAAUUUUAGGAUUUCCUACAAAGACAACGUUUAAUAGGUUGUGUGGCGAUAAUCAGACAACUUGCACACAGCCUUCAAAGUGGACCAUUGCUUUUUAGUAACUGAUUUUUGGAACAAUAAAACUAUGGAAGAUGAGAGCUUUUUAUGCAUUACAUUAUCUUAAAUGUGUUCUAAUGGCAGUAAAAACUUAUAUUGGUAAAUAUUUUUAAGUAAAGUGCUAUGCAUUUUUAAUUUUGAAAAAUGAAGCUCAUCAAAUCAGAUUUCAUUUUUUGCUAUACUUAUCUUUAUAUAAUUUUUAUGUAUAGAUAAAUAUCAUAUAACAAUUUGUUUAUCAAUCCUCAUACCCAAAACAAUUUAAAGUUUUUCUUAUUUCUGGAUUUUAGGGAAUUUAAAUUGUAAAUCCAGUCGAAGGGAAAUAGGUUAUUUAGUGAAUAAAAAAAUAUUUUGUGGUUCUUGAAAAAAUUUUAUAUCUUGGCUUCAGUGUUGAAUUUUAAAGAUGCUUUGAGAUUGAUUUUUUUAAAUUAUAAAUAUGGUAAAAUCUUUUGUAAUAAGGCAAUAUUAAAGUAACUGUAUAUUUAAAAAUACAAAUUUGAAUUUGAAAUUUUGUCCUAUGAGAUAAAGAAAAUAUAUUUUAAAAAUUAGCAAAGAGAAAAUCCAAAAAUAAGGAGGAUUCAAAAGUGGUAAGUGGAUGUAGAUCUGAGACUUCCAACAUUUUCUGGACCAUCAUUCUCUUCAUAAGAAAAAAAAAUUCUAACCCUCUUCUCUUUCAUAACAGUUUAUCAUACCAAAUAUUAAAAUAUUGAUGCUGGGAAAUAGUACCAACUCCACCUAUGGUGUAGACUGUUCCAUUUCCACUACUUAUUCUUUCUUUAACGAAACUUAGUAAUCAAAAACCAGAAAGGAAAGAAAAUGAAGACACAAUGAAGGAGAAAUUCAAAUUGAAGGAAGUAGAAAAAGGAUUAUAGAUCUUCAUAAAAUUUCAUGAGCAAUAUUUCUCUAUAUCAGUACAUUAUAUUAUGAGGAUUCAUUUUGUAACACUAUAUUUUCAAAAUUCCGGUGGCUGUUGUAUAAAUCAGACAAACAUUUGAAAUUACAUGUCAUCUCAUUAAGAAAUUCAUAAUUUUUAUGUGAUGUUAUGUGUAAUAAUUUUAAAAUGUUUCUAAAUUUUGUAUUUCUAAAAUAUAUAAUUUAUAUUCGUUCAUUUUUAUUUUUAAAUAAUUUAUAUGAUUAUCAAUAUUAUAUAUUUAAUUUUGAUCGGCAGAUUGAAAAACACGACCUUUCUUAUGCUACCUUUUCUAACGAUGAUAUCAUUUAACACAAGCAGGUAACUUUUAGAAAUAUAUAUUUAAGACUAAUUUCUUUCAGAUAUAAGCCCUCAUUCUGCCAGAGAAAACCUACUAUAUACAGAGUGUUCCUCAAUCAAUAUGACAAACUUGCAGGAGGUAUAUGGGACACAAAAAUGAAUAAAAAUCACAUAGAAUUAAUGGGCCCGAAAUUCCGUCUGUGCAAAUUGCAAAGAAAAAGAACAAAAAUAACAAUACGUUAGCAUAACAGAAAUAAUUUUAGUGGCAAAUUUUACAUUUGCAAACAGCUACUUGCUACAUAAGGUGCUGGAAAUUCCAACCAGAAGCAGUCACAUUGUCUUCACAACUUCAUCACAUGAAAUUCUAACGUUUUGGAGGGUUUCUGGCAUAUCUCGCAUCUCACCUACAUCUAUAGACAUACGUACGACGAGGUCUUCAACUUAAUCGUGCAACAAAGUUUUCAUUUGACUCCAGCAGACAUGAUAGAUCUGCAGGUUUAGCAGGCCAAUGAACUGGACCGCCAGGAAUUAUCCAUUGCUCUACGUAAGUAACGUUUAGGUGUUAGUGGUGUAAUGUGGGGAAGCUUCCUCAUGCUGGAACCACAUUUGAGCGGCAUAAUGGCAGAGAAACAUGUGGUUCUGUAAUAAAUUCGGACAAAACCUUCCUCAGGAAUAUGAAAUUUACUGUACCGUCUAUACUAGGAGGCAAAAGAUAUUGUUCUGUGAGGUGUUUUCCAAGAAAACCUGCCUAAACAUUGAUAGAGAAAUGACAUUCUGUUGUACGUGUAUGCAUGUGCCAUGGAGGAGAGAUUCAACAAAAUUCAUAAAUGGAUGUUAUGCUUACCUCUAGGGAAACUUUCGUCAUCUUUGAAAAAUAAACAUCCAGAAAAUGUGCUGUCCACCUUGUUUUGUUGAAAAUAUCACAUAGUAAAUAUCCCUCAGAAUUAUCAUUCAGGCUCCAAUGAUUGGGCAUGCUACAUUUAAUAUUCUCCAUACAGUGAAGUGGGAAAGGCCCACUCAUUAGCCUUACGCUCUAGUACUUGUAUUUGAAUAGCUUUUUUUUAAGGCGUAAGACGUUCUCCCAAUUUUUUUUCCGUCCUUGUCUUUCAUUUUCGAUCAUGAUAGCUCCCAUUAAACAGCAAGUUUCACGUAGCCCACUGUCCAUAUGUGCAGGCAAAAUUCGACCACAGAUGAUUAUUCAGAAUGUUAAAAAUUUCUCAGGAAAUUUAACCUCCACUCUACAGGAUACUGGGCAGGAAAUCCUUAACACUGUCUUUCCAAAAGAUCUUGCGUCGGUCGAAACUCCCAUACAAAAAUCAAUUAGGGUCACUAAUAGACAGUACAAAUCUCUUACCUCCGACCCUGCAUUUACGCGCCAAGAGAUCCGACAAGUUUUGCAUGCAUUCAAGCCAAAAACGGCCCCUGGUCUGGAUCAGUUAUCCUUGGAAAUGAUUGAGGUCUUAUUUCUGCAUAACCCAGGCAUCAUCGAAUCGCUGUUUAACACUUGCCUUAGAUUGGGGCACUUUCCUACCUCUUGGAAGGCAACUAGGGUUAUCCUUCUUGCAAAACCAGGCAAAAACCGAAAUCUAGCCAACUCAUACAGACCAAUUUGCCUGCUUUCCAUCUUUGGUAAAAUCUUUGACAAACUGAUAACGCAGAGAGUCACUUACCUCCUGCAUCAAAAAAAUGUGUUGCACCUCAAUCAGCACGGAUUUAGAAUCGGCCGCUCAUGUGAGACAGCCCUCUUUCAAUUAUGACAAACCAUCCAAGGUGCCCUCCGACACAAAGGUAUGGUCUGCAUUUUGUCAGUGGAUGUUAGUGGCGCUUUUGACAACGUUUGGAGAGAAAGUAUUUUGCACCAACUGACCCUUGCAGGUUGUCCGCUAAAUCUUUACCAUCUCAUCAGAGACUACUUUCGCCAGCGUCACGGUACAUUAGAAAUGCAGGGAAAUUCCUGGUCCUUUCAAAUUGAAAGCUGCGUUCCACAGAGUUCUUGUUGUGGGCCGGUUUUUUUUGGAACGUCGUAGUUGACACCGCCUUAAAUCUUCCACUUCCUACAGGCUGUUUUAUUCAAGCUUACGCCGAUGACCUUGUGGUGCUCAUUGGAGGAGUCAAUAUAACUGAUAUUGAUACUAAAGGGGCAGAUAUUUUGCGCAUUCUAACCCAAUGGGAUAAGACACAUAAGCUUACUUUUGGAAUAGACAAAAUGGUUUUAUGCCAAUAACUUUUGGUAACAGAUUGAGCUUGGCUGACCCUCCGCACAUCUCAUUUCAAAAUUCAAUAAUUAAAGUUACCUCAUCCUUCCGAUACCUCGGAGUUAUUUGGGAUUGUAACUUUUACCGAGCACUUUCGGCUGGUCCGAUGUAAAAGUGACCUCCUGAUGUACAAUUUAAACUCGGUCGCAAAUAAAUUCUUUUCAAGACUCUACCAUCUUCUGAGACGGAUUUAUUCCGCAGUCUUUGAACCCUAUGUCCUUUUCGGCUAUGGGGCUUGGGGUCUCCGGCUAAAAUUCAAACAACUUGAAAGAACCUUUGAAAUUAUUCAAAGGAGAUCCCUAGUUAAAAUCUUAAAAGCAUUUCAUACAACCAGCACACAUGCACUUCAAGUUCUUGCGGGCAUCUUGCCUCUACACUUAAGAGAUACGGAACUUUAUGCAAACUUUCUCCUCAAAGUUCAAAAACUUCUAGUUAAAUACAAUGACAUUAUCUUUGACCCACACUUAUACGAACCAACUCAAACUCCUUAUGACCAACUCCCUUGUGAGUGGGUUACAUUUCCUUUCCGACAAUUACCACCUACAGGCGAUGGAGUCGAAAUUUUUACUGACGGUUCCAAAAUUGAUAACCGUGUGGGUUCAGCAGUUGCCUGUUAUUAUUACGGUAAAUUAAUCCAUGUCGAUUCCCAUCGACUAGAGGAUCAUGCAAUAGUAUUCCAAGCUGAGGCCUGUGCUUUCUACAUGAACCUGGAAUAUAUAGAUAAUAUGUACUCCUGGAUCAAGGCUUCAAUCUAUUCUGACUCACUAUCGCUACUCUCAGCUCUUGCUUCACCAAACCGCAAAACUUGGAUACUGAAGCAACUAGCGGAUAAAAUUCAACGGUUAAUACCCACCGCCGACUCUCAUUCUUUUGGGUGAAAGCUGAUAUCGGCGUGGAAGGUAAUGAAGCAGACAAACAUGCCAAACUUGGAACAAACAAAAACAGACAAUUGAUUCACGUGUCCCCAGAUCUCACGACACUUUGAAAGCCAAUAUCCGGAGAAACAUCAUCGCUGAAUGGCAACGUGAAUGGGCAUCUACCACUAAAGGUCCUCAGACCUAUCAUUACAUCCCUACCUUCUCCACCAGGAGGAAAUCAUACCAUCCGUUCAUUAUCCAAUUCCUCUCUGGCCAUGGAAGAUUUCCAUCUUACUUUCAAAAUUCGGCAUCACUGACAAUCCAUACUGUGAUUGUAGUGAACUCGGCCCCGCAGACCAUUAUGUUUUUGAUUGCAUCUAUACGCAGUCCUUCCGACUUAACUUUAAACAUUAUCCAUCAAAAAAUCAAUUCAUACUUGAUCCAAAAAUUAUCCAUCAUAUUAUCUCAUGGGUAAAUGACUUUAUUCCGCGGCUCUAAUUAGCCGCCGAUGUUUGUUCUGCCAAACGGGUGGGUUGGGCGUUUCCCUUGAUUAAGACCCAUGUGGGUAGCUAUUAGGAUAAAAUUUUCGGGUUCCACCAUUUCACCAACGAUGUGCUUCGUGCACGGUAUUGGGGUGGAAACACCGUACUUUAAUGUCCAUAUGUGCGAAGAUCAUGUGAUGAGAAGCAUCGUGUAUGCAGGAAAAGUUCCUGGUACAAGUACAGAGUGCUACGACCAUUACAAUCCAAAGCUGUCAAAGCACUAAGUACAUGUCGAGCAGUUCAAUGUAUAAAUAAUUGUCCACGCUACGGCUUUGGGAAUCGGUUCGUAAAUACUGACUUCCAGUUUAAUCGCUGCUCGCACAAUCGGCUGUUCAACACCCUUUAUUGCAGGAAGUAAGCAUUUCAGAUCUUGGAAUGUUAAGCGAUUAGGAUUCAUAUUGUCCCUUUAUAUCUUCCAGAAGUUUGUCGCAAUGACAAUGG